This is a messenger RNA of Vicia villosa (hairy vetch), 2194 nucleotides long. Its product is annotated as DEAD-box ATP-dependent RNA helicase 38. NCBI's taxonomy places the organism in Eukaryota, Viridiplantae, Streptophyta, Magnoliopsida, Fabales, Fabaceae. Gene Ontology annotation, molecular function: ATP binding; RNA helicase activity; RNA binding. The record is from RefSeq and is a predicted model, not a curated record. Gene Ontology annotation, biological process: poly(A)+ mRNA export from nucleus. Gene Ontology annotation, cellular component: cytoplasmic stress granule; nucleus. Bases 246 to 1715 code for a protein of 489 amino acids. The transcript is spliced from 8 exons.
GUUUCACGGCCUAAGAUUUGUAUCUGCUUUAACUGGACGCAACCUUGAUAGUCAGAGUUACUACAAGUAACUAGUAACACAACUGCCGUAACCCUAACUGCCACCACUACUUCUCAACAUCCCUCUCACCUCCGCCGCCAGAGUAUCUCCGGCCACCUUGCCCAUUUCCCUUUCGAACUCCGAUUCACACUGCCAACUGAAUUAUCAUUCACCACUUCCAGUCUCAUCCACUUCGAAUCCGUAUCAUGGCAGAAUCUUCUAACACCUCUCCUCCACCGGCGUCUAAAAGCUGGGCCGAUCAAGCCGACGAAGAAACCAUCCCAUCCCCAAGCUCCACCUCCGAAACACCCACCCUCAAAGUCGACGAAUUAGCCAUCGAUGAAGACAAGAAGUCUUCUUCUAAGUUCUUAGACGAUCCCGACGACUCAAACAUCCAAGCGGUUACAUCUGGUGACACUCCCUACACGUCGGCCGCGACAUUCGAGGAAUUGUCUUUAUCGGACGAGCUUCUGAAGGGACUAUAUGUAGAGAUGAAGUUUCAAAAGCCUAGCAAGAUACAAGCAGUGAGCUUGCCGAUGAUCCUCAAUCCUCCUAAUAGGGAUUUGAUCGCGCAAGCACAUAAUGGUUCUGGGAAAACCACUUGUUUUGUGCUUGGGAUGCUUAGUCGUGUUGAUCCAACUUUGCAAGCUCCUCAAGCUCUUUGCAUUUGCCCCACUAGGGAGUUAGCUAUUCAGAACAUUGAAGUUCUCCGUAAGAUGGGGAAGUACACAGGGAUUAGCUCAGAGUGUGCAGUUCCUAUGGACAGAAGGGAUUCGAUUCCAAUUUCAAAAAGGUCGCCUAUUAUGGCUCAGAUUGUUAUAGGUACUCCAGGCACAAUUAAGAAUUUGAUGACUUAUAAGAAACUUGGGGUGACAAGAUUGAAGAUUCUCGUUUUUGAUGAGGCUGAUCAAAUGCUUGCUGAGGAUGGAUUCAAAGAUGACUCACUGAGGAUAAUGAAAGAAAUAGAAAAAUUCAAUUCAAACUGUCAGGUUCUUCUGUUUUCUGCUACAUUUAACGACGUUGUCAAAAAUUUUGUUACAAGGAUUGUUGAGAAGAAGGAGCAUAAUAAACUUUUCGUGAAGAAAGAGGAGCUAUCUUUAGAUGCAGUGAAGCAGUACAAAGUUCGUGUUCCUGAUGAACUUGCUAAGAUUGAAGUGAUUAAAAAUUAUAUAUUUGAAAUAGGAGAGAAUGUAGGGCAAACUAUUAUAUUUGUGCGCACUAGAAAUAGUGCGAAAAUGUUGCAUAAAGCCCUUGUUGAUUUAGGCUAUGAAGUUACUUCCAUACAAGGUGCUCUUGAACAUGACGAGAGAGACAAGAUAGUCAAGGAGUUUAAAGAUGGUUUGACUCAGGUUCUUAUAUCAACUGAUGUUCUUGCCCGUGGCUUUGAUCAGCAACAGGUUAAUUUGGUUAUCAACUAUGAUCUUCCGUUGAAGUAUGCUGCUGAGUUCGUCCGUGGCCGUGAACCCGAGCCUGAUUGUGAGGUCUAUUUGCACAGGGUUGGUAGGGCUGGGCGAUUUGGGCGCAAGGGUGCUGUAUUUAACUUGAUAUGCGACGAAAGGGAUGAAAAGCUGAUGUCAAAGAUUGAAAACCAUUUUGGAACCCAUGUAGCAGAGGUGCGAGAAAGAAGUGUCGAAGACUAUAAAGCUGCUCUUAAGGAAGCCGGUUUACUGAUUUGAAUCUCCCAAAGUUGACCGAUCUUUGUAGCUUUGUGUUGGUCACCUGAAUGUGUGCUUGGAUUACAGCAUAUCUAUUGACGUUUUGACAAGUUAAUUUACAUGGAUACGUGGAGAUCCUGGUUUAAGUUUCUGGUUUGAGUUUCGGGGAUGGAUAGUUUCACUUUAGUGUUUUUAAUGAUACAACAUUGAUAUCAAUGAACCCAUUCCUCCCCGUAAUUGUGUAUCCAACUGAGUAUAGAGAAGUGUCUUUUGCUUAUGUGGUAGAUAAUAAUGCCUGCAGAUCGAAUUAUGGUAUCCACGCAGCUUGCUAUCUACGCUGGUUUCUGUGGAUAAAUUUUGGGUGUUGAGAUGAUUGUACGUACUGCAACAGUGUAUUCAAGUACUGUAAAAUUAUCAGCGGUAACUUAAGAACAAAAAAGUUAAACUUUAUGCAUUUGAGAGGAUUUAUCUAUAUCAAAUAAAGAAACAUUGGUGAAUAA